AUUUUGAUUGACGUCGUGUCACUAACGUCACUACGCCGGAAGUGUUGGAAAGAUUAAAAAUCCUCUUGAGUGACAGCAGCGGUUUGGUACAUUGUAUUUUUUUUUGUCUUUCUGUAGGGAUGGAGGUGACACGAACAAAUUUCAAAGACAGUUUAAGCACUGUGUACAGCGCAAUAGAGGAAGCAGACUUUCUCGCAAUCGAUGGGGAAUUUUCAGGUAUUAGCGACGGGCCCAACGUCAGCGCACUGACUAACGGGUUGGACACGCCAGAGGAGCGCUACAUGAAGCUAAAAAAGCAUUCCAUGGACUUCUUGCUGUUUCAGUUUGGACUGUGUGCGUUCACAUAUGACCAGGCAGAGUCCAAGUACGUCAUCAAGACUUUUAAUUUUUAUAUAUUCCCAAAGCCGUUCAACAGAACCUCCCCAGACACCAAGUUCAUCUGCCAGAGUUCCAGCAUAGACUUCCUGGCCAGUCAGGGUUUUGACUUCAACAAAGUGUUCCGUAACGGGAUCCCGUACCUGAACCAGGAAGAGGAAGUGCAGCUGCGGGAGCAGUAUGAGGAGAGGCGGAGUCAGAGUAACGGAUCAGGAAACCCCUCCUACAUCUCCCCCAACCCAAACAAAGGCCCCGGCAGCGUCCCCGAGGAGCACAGGGAGUACAUCGGACGGGUGGUAGAGAAGGUGGAAUCUCUGUUCACUACCUCAGAGAAGACUGUGGACCUGGAGCCCUGCACUGGCUUUCAGAGGAAGCUGAUCUACCAGACUCUCAACUCCAAGUUCCCAAAGGGCCUUCAUGUGGAGACCUUGGAGACAGAGAAGGUCAGUCUGCCAGCUAGAUGAGGUUCUCAAACCUCUCCUCGGGGGGGAACCCCAGCCAGUCCAUGUAUUUGAUCUAUUCCAGAGCCCUACGGGUCUCCUGAUCACGGCCGGUUGUGAUACAGCCCGGGAUCGAACCAGGGUCUGUAGUGACACCUCUAGCACUUUCGAUGCAGUGCCUUAAACCGCUAGCACACCUGAUUCAGCUAAUCAUUAAGACCUUUAUACUAGGAAUAAGGCUCCUGAAUGGCGCAGCGAUUUAAAGCACUACAUUGAAGUGCUAGAGACGUCACUACAGACC
This is a messenger RNA of Oncorhynchus gorbuscha (pink salmon), 1116 nucleotides long. RefSeq names its product poly(A)-specific ribonuclease PARN-like. The record is from RefSeq and is a predicted model, not a curated record. Gene Ontology annotation, cellular component: cytoplasm. The transcript is spliced from 10 exons. Gene Ontology annotation, biological process: nuclear-transcribed mRNA poly(A) tail shortening. Lineage: Eukaryota; Metazoa; Chordata; Actinopteri; Salmoniformes; Salmonidae. Gene Ontology annotation, molecular function: poly(A)-specific ribonuclease activity; RNA binding. Bases 120 to 839 code for a protein of 239 amino acids.